AUGGUCUGUGCUCGAAGCAUCGCUAUGGAGCGUGUGUUGCAGCUGACCGUGAAGCUGGAUCUGUUCUGUGCCCUGUGCACGCUCCUGAUCCUCGGCCCCAAAGCCAUCUCUGCCGCGGACAGUGCGAAAAACUCCCAGUGCCACAACUACGCGGGAGGACACGUCUAUCCCGGGGAGGCUUUCCGUGUGCCAGUGUCUGACCAUUCUCUGCACCUCAGCAAAGCGAAAAGAAACUAUUACAUUGGAUAG
This is a messenger RNA of Knipowitschia caucasica, 249 nucleotides long. The record is from the annotation of a GenBank genome assembly. NCBI's taxonomy places the organism in Eukaryota, Metazoa, Chordata, Actinopteri, Gobiiformes, Gobiidae.